GUGUUUUGACAGAAUUUGAAACAUGUCAAUCAAAAUUUAAUUGUAAUGAUUUAUUUUACAAUAAAAAAUGAAAUAUAAGGAAGAUAAUUUGAAAUGAACGAACAAAAGACCAAGAAGACUAAUAGUAUUUCCCAGCACGGACCGGAAUCCCCGCAACGGCGGGUAUCAUUCUCCAAACCGUCCAAGUUCUCAAAGGCGUCGUCCUGGCGGAUGGCCAAAGGCUCUGCGCAUGGAGCCACAGAUAAAUCCACUCCAGUGCCUCGUGCUAUUUCUUUUUCUCGGCCUUCUAAAUCUUCCUUGAAGCAAGGAUCACAUAAAACCAUAGGAGUAUGCACAAGAAACAAAAACCGAGACGCGACAUCCUCGACGACGGUGGACACUCGUCGGCGCGUGCAGGACCCGACGCCCGCGCACCUCAAAUAUGGCACGUUCCGCAGACUCUCAAAACUCCGGCAAUCCCAAGAAGACCAGUUACUCAGCCCAAGACGCGAGUCCAAACCCAUCUUCGUGGCGCGCUCGAGCGCCACGAAGAAGAGGUGGCCGUCGCCUACGGACCCGCCGAGGACUGAGAGAAGUAGUAUUAGUCCACCUACCGUCACGGAGCCUCGCCAGCAGUCCCCGCUCCGGCGGCCCGCAAGACAAGUCACCCUUUCCCGAACAGAGCCUUUACAUCUCGACAUCAAGCCGAAGAGAUUCCCGUCUAUGCUGUGGUGCUAGAUAUGGCCACAGAAUAAGUUAAGCGGUAUCCAGACGGGAUGAUCAAAUCGACCAAAUGAAAUUGGCGUCAAUUUCCAAUUUAAUCACCAAUUUUAGAUUUAUGGUGAGCCCUCUAAAUUGAAAAAAUGCCCCAGAACGAAAAUAUCUCGCGUCCGCACCUUAUUUUAUCGGUAAUUAUCGGCGAGCCAAAUUGGCGUUUGCGUCCGCACGUCCUGAUUCGAUCGGGCAAUUUAAUCAGAUUGGCGAAAAAUGGACUAGUCUGGAUAAGCCUUUAUAGUACUGCCGUACAGCGGGCCGAUUUUUGAAUUCCGACCGCUCGAUUUCGGCACUCGAAAAUCGGUGGAAAACGGAGAAAUACUAAUUUUUGAAAUACGAGCGAUAGAAAUUGGGAAUCGUGUGGUAUUGACCACUCGAUUUCAAUUCAAUUAGAAUUUAAAUGCCUAGAAGUGGAAUCUUAAACAUUGCGAGGGUUUCAAGGCACGAGGGUUAAAGAAACUAUGCCUCCGAGUGAAACACAUUGUUCACUACACCAACGCCAGGAAAAUACACUCGACUAUGAAGUACUAAAAUAAAACCAAAUCAAAUCCAUAUGAACGUAAUAAAAAAAACAUUCAAAACCACCUUUUAAAAGUCAAUUCUACUAAUAACAUUUAAAGGAAAACUCAAAAUAUGCAUCUGAUUACUUUGCCCCACACAUGUGGAUAAAAUGCAACUUUCGCAUUCGUUUUUGAACAAUCAAGAGGGACUUUACCAGUUCGUGUGGUGAAAACAAUCUUGACGUGUCUUUUUAUUGAAAAACGCUUUAAAAAACCGGUCAUGUGCGAGUCGGACUCGGAUUCCAAGGGUUCCGUACAUUUUGGGUAAUGUACGUAUGUAUGUAUGUAUGUAUAUUUUUAACAAUGUAUUUUUUUAAUGUGGAAGUUCAAUGAAAUAUCUUUAAAAACCCGUAAGGGUUGGAUCAAAAACUAAGUAUGAAAUUAUGCCGUAUAAAUAACACUUGCACUGCGUAUGCUAUCAAAAUCGUUGCAGUCUUUUCUUGGUCUAAUUCUAGCGAAACCAAGGGCUGACUAGGAACCUUUUGAACGCCAAAGACGGCAUUUGACGUCGAUCGUUUUUUGAUGAAAAUCUACUGAAAACACCCCACUUUUAAGUUGGCAUUAUUUAUUCACAAAACUAAAUUUUACCCCCGUGGCAUCAGUGGCACGGCAAAUGGAUGCGCCGUUUGGCGUUCAAAAGGUUAAAUAUAGCGUAAAGUCAAAUGCAAGUCCACAAUGAAAACUAUCCUAAAUAUUAAGAACAACAAUGUAUGUUCAACAAUUUAUUGCAUUUUUUACAAACAUUAACAAAUCCCGUAAUAUAAAUUAAAUAAAACCUAAUUGUAUACUUUUUCAACCGAACUUAAAAAUAAAAUUAACGCAAGUAAUUAUCUUAACAAAAAGUUAAAAAAUUAUGAAUAUAACGGUUAUUCACCAUUGGAACGUUGUGUUUGUAACGCAAAUACCUCAGUCAUACGCCAACAACUUUACUAAGUUUUUUGUCUUUGCCUACAAAGUUGUAUCGUCUUAAUAUCGAACGUAAUUAUCACUUUUACGACAGUUAAAGCUUGCCAAAGGUUAAGCAUAACUACUUUAUACUUAUAAUCGUUAUAAUGUAACUUUUUUUUGUUCUAUUUAAUUAUGAAAUAGGAUUUAUUUUAAUUUAAAGCGAGUUCACAGUUUUGUAUGGAUAUUUCACAAUAUCUGUUAAUUUUGUAACUAAGUUUAUUUGUAAAUAAUAAUAAAAUGACAUGAGUUCGA
Messenger RNA from Cydia splendana, 2513 nucleotides. RefSeq lists its product as uncharacterized. The transcript is spliced from 6 exons. Lineage: Eukaryota; Metazoa; Arthropoda; Insecta; Lepidoptera; Tortricidae. The record is from RefSeq and is a predicted model, not a curated record. Bases 94 to 717 code for a protein of 207 amino acids.